Molecule: messenger RNA, 2199 nt
Organism: Zasmidium cellare ATCC 36951
Lineage: Eukaryota; Fungi; Ascomycota; Dothideomycetes; Mycosphaerellales; Mycosphaerellaceae
Exons: 5
Coding region: 1-2199 (732 amino acids)
Biological process (GO): transsulfuration; 'de novo' L-methionine biosynthetic process
Cellular component (GO): cytoplasm
Molecular function (GO): pyridoxal phosphate binding
Source: RefSeq, a predicted model, not a curated record
AUGCCCGACAUCAUCGAUGACAAGUCAGAGCACUGCAUUCCCUUCAUUCUCGAGCGCUUGAGGCUGCACCGUGAGCAGUAUGAGAGCCGGGGAGAGACGCCCCCGCCUUUCUUCUUGGGAUUGAAUGGGGUUCAAGGUGCCGGCAAGACGACGUUGGUGUCGACUCUCAGCAAGACUCUCUCGUCCCCGCCUCACUCGCUUCCCACAGUCGUGCUUUCCAUCGACGACCUCUACCUCCCGCAUGAUGCGCAAGUAGCUCUGGCAGAGUCCCACCCGGACAAUCCUCUUGUUCAACACAGAGGUGUACCCUCCACCCACGAUAUCCAGACUGGCGUCUCUCUGUUCGAAGCCCUCGCCAACCGUAAAGAAAACAUUAAAAUCCCGAGCUAUGACAAGAGCCAGUUCAAUGGCGCUGGUGAUCGAAGGCCAGAGUCUGAGUGGGAGACUGUUAACAAGACCGGUGAGAAGCCAGUAGGAGUCAUAGCCUUCGAAGGGUGGUGCGUUGGAUUCAGAGCGCUCAAAGAUGAUGAAGUAGAGCGAAAGUGGAAAGAUGCAAAACAGCAAGCAGAAAAGGGCGAUGGCAGUUACAAGGGCCGGUUAGGACACCUGAAGCUUGAAGAUGUGCUCUUCAUAAACUCGAAACUGAGAGAGUACGAUGCUCUGACGGAUCGAUUCGGGGCAUUCAUGCACGUUGAUGCCGAAGACACACUUUACGUAUAUCACUGGAGAGAACAACAAGAGGCAGCUAUGCGAGCCGAGAAGGGGACUGGCAUGAGCCAAGAGCAAGUGAUCGACUUCGUGAACGGCUACUACCCUUGCUAUGAGCUGUACACGGACGUAUUGCGGAAGGGCAUUUUCGGAGACGAGAAAGGCAAACAAUUGCGCCUGGUCGUUGCCUUCAAGCACCUCGACCUCGACGGUCACGAUCUGCCACCUUCGCCCGCUCCGUCGAGCCCCUCCAACGGCCGCAAGUAUGCUCUGGCCACUGAGCUGGUCUACACCGAGAGCAACGACCAGUACAAUGCCAGCAGCGUGCCUAUCUACCAGUCGGCGACCUUCAAAGGUGGCCCCGGCCAAGAGUAUGACUACACUCGCAGUGGGAACCCAACCCGGACACAUCUCGAGCGCCACAUGGCCAAGAUCAUGAAUGCCAACCGUGCUCUGGUGGCAGGUUCAGGUAUGGGCGCUCUCGAUGUCAUCACUCGAGUCUUGAAGCCUGGCGACGAGGUCGUCACUGGAGAUGAUCUGUAUGGUGGAACCAACAGAUUGCUCACGUACUUGAAGGAGAACAACGGCAUCAUUGUGCACCAUGCGGACACUACCAAGUUAGAUGUCGUCAAGAGCACCAUCACCGAGAAUACCACCAUGGUCCUGCUCGAGACACCCACCAAUCCGUUGAUCAAGAUCGUGGACAUUGCGGGCAUUUCAACCAUUGCUCACGAGGUCAGCACCAAAAUCAUCGUUGCGGUGGACAACACCAUGCUCUCGCCAUAUCUGCAGAACCCACUCGAUCUUGGCGCAGACGUCGUGUAUGAGUCUGGCACCAAGUAUCUGAGCGGACACCACGAUGUCAUGGCCGGUGUCAUUGGUGUUAACGAUUUACAACUCGCCGACAAGUUCUACUUCAUGAUCAACUCGACUGGUUGUGGAUUGGCGCCAUUUGACAGCUGGCUGCUUCUGCGUGGCAUCAAGACGCUUGCUGUUCGCAUGGAGAAACAGCAAGCCAACGCUGAUGCUAUCGCCAACUUCCUCGAGUCUCACGGAUUCAAGGUUCGCUACCCUGGCUUGAAAUCUCACCCUCAGUACAAGCUACAUUGGUCCCAGGCGCGCGGCGCUGGCGCUGUGCUGUCAUUCGAGACGGGCUCAAUCGCACUUUCAGAGCGCAUUGUGGAAUCUACCAAGCUAUUUGGCAUUUCGGUCUCUUUCGGCUGCGUCAACUCGCUGAUCUCCAUGCCUUGCCGCAUGAGCCACGCGAGCAUCGACCCAGCCGUGCGCAAAGAGCGCGCCAUGCCCGAGGACAUAAUUCGACUGUGUAUCGGCAUUGAGGAUUUGGACGAUUUGAAGGACGAUCUAAGCCAGGCAUUGGUGCGAGCUGGAGCGGUCAAGCUUACGGAUAAUGGUUUCACGGCAUUGAUCGCUGAUGCACUCGAAGCAGCCGGUGAGACUGGCAGAACCACGCAGGUUACUGACGAGCCAUGA